GCUUAGCUGUCUGCCGCUUCUCGAGGGUGAAAGCUGCGCAGACGAAAACCCAUUGAAACUCAUUUCAUCGUGGUUUAUUUUUACCAACAAAUAGGGUAAAUCAUGAAGUUAAAUAUAUCGUAUCCUGCGACAGGAUGCCAAAAACUGUUCGAAAUUGUGGAUGACCACAAAAUAAGAAUUUUUUUUGAUAAACGUAUGGGAUCCGAGGUCCAAGCAGAUCCACUGGGUGAUGAUUGGAAGGGAUACAUUUUCAAAAUUACUGGCGGGAACGACAAACAAGGAUUUCCUAUGAAACAAGGCGUUCUCACCAACGGAAGAGUGAGAUUGUUGCUGUCUGAAGGCCAUUCAUGUUUCAGAACCCGUAGAGAUGGUGAACGUAGGAGAAAAUCUGUUCGUGGUUGCAUUGUUGAUGCAAAUUUAAGUGUAUUGUCUCUGGUUGUUGUUCGUAAGGGUGAAAAGGACAUUCCUGGUCUAACUGACACAAAUGUUCCCAGAAGGUUGGGACCAAAACGUGUUAAUAAAAUCAGAAAACUCUUUAACUUGACUAAGCAAGAUGAUGUAAGACAAUAUGUGGUGAAACGGCCUUUGCCUGAGAAAGAGGGCAAGAAGCAACGUUUUAAGGCCCCAAAGGUGCAGCGUAUAGUCACCCCCCAGGUUUUGCAAAGAAAACGUCAUCGUUUGGCUUUGAAGAAAAAGCGCUGCUUAAAACGUAAAGAUGAGUCAAAUGCCUACAAAAAAUUAUUGGCUCAAAGGCAAAAAGAGUCGAAACAACGUAGGCAAGAAAUGAAGAGGCGCAGAUCGGCUAGUUUAAGGGAGAGCAAAAGUAGCAUUGACAGUUAAGUUUAGCAAUAAAAAAAUAUUGGUUUAAGCCAAAUAUUAUUUUUGGUUUAAACAAAUAUUUAAACUUUGCUAAAACGUAGUUAACAUAGGAUAAAAGUGCAUUGCUUCUGUAUUUUCAAUAAAUUGAUUGGAUUUAAAAAUUUAUGUUAUAUGCCAAGCAGUAUAGGGGUAGUUUAUUUUAAAAUACGUUUAAGUUUUCUUUUUGUAAUAUAACUUAUUUAACAUUAAUAAAGAGUUUAAAUAUCA
Molecule: messenger RNA, 1086 nt
Organism: Brassicogethes aeneus
Lineage: Eukaryota; Metazoa; Arthropoda; Insecta; Coleoptera; Nitidulidae
Source: the annotation of a GenBank genome assembly